GUUCUCAUCGCUUUAAUUCUGAAUCUGCUCUGAAUAACCAUGAAAACCAACCAGCAAGAACCCUAACAACUGCUUGCAUUAACGAUUUUCUCUCUUCUAAUUCUCUUUAUAAUUUCUAAUUCACUUGUUUGCAAAGAACAAACCCUAGAUUUCUAAUAAACCUAAUCUCCACUCCCUUAAUAAAUCUAUUUCAGGUCGUCUUCAAACUCUAGUAAUCAAGAUUCACUUCCUAUACUUUCAAGAAUUUAACCUGUACAGGUUCCUUCUUCCUCGAUCAAAAAACCAGGAAUCAUAUCAUGGAUCUCUGUAGGUAUUGAAUGUGAAGCUAAUCAAGCUAGUAAUACAAUUGAGGAAUGCACUGUUGCUUGGGAUUUUACUUUGACUUCAGUCCGACUUGCAUCGGAUGUGGUCCUGAAAGGGAUGAGCAAGGGAGGCCUGAUGGUAACAAAUACAACGGUAGCAUCUAUAUGGUCUUUGAAUACAUGGACCAUGAUUUGACGGGUCUUGCUGAUCAGCCUGGUAUGCGAUUCACAAUUCCCCAAAUCAAGCCUGAACAACUGAACAAGAUAUAUGAGCUGUGCGGGGCUCCAGAUGAGGUCAACUGGCCAGGGGUUUCCAAGAUUCCCUGGUAUAACAAUUUCAAGCCAUCGAGUCCAAUGACGAGACCUGUAAGAGAGGUUUUCAAACAUUUUGAUAGGCACGCCUUGGAGUUGCUGGAGAAAAUGCCAACUCUCGAUCCAUCACAGCCAUGUCAAGCAUCCAUGUCUGUGCAGCAGCCUAAUGUUCACUUUUCGAAAGAAAUGCCGAGUAGUAGAUAAAUUUGACAAACGAUGCCUUAAGUGGUCAUUGGGAACGAUAAUACAUAUAUGUAUUCCAUUUUGAAGUAAUCUAAUUUGCUAAAAAGCCUACAGAACUAAACUAUAUAUUGUACUGAAACAAAAUUUAUAUUGAAUAAAAGUUGGACUUCAAGUUAAAAUGGUUGAGUGGCAUAAUGAUUUGGCCUGCUAUUGUUUCAACUUCAUUUUUAGAUGCUAAACAAAGAAAUCACCCUUCCUCUGUAUCCAAUUUAUAUUUUCUGAAACUAAAUGUAAUAGUUCUCAAA
Molecule: messenger RNA, 1102 nt
Organism: Papaver somniferum (opium poppy)
Lineage: Eukaryota; Viridiplantae; Streptophyta; Magnoliopsida; Ranunculales; Papaveraceae
Product: cyclin-dependent kinase C-2-like
Exons: 8
Coding region: 354-818 (154 amino acids)
Source: RefSeq, a predicted model, not a curated record